Messenger RNA from Schistocerca serialis cubense, 5073 nucleotides. RefSeq names its product clavesin-2-like. The record is from RefSeq and is a predicted model, not a curated record. The transcript is spliced from 9 exons. Gene Ontology annotation, cellular component: membrane. Lineage: Eukaryota; Metazoa; Arthropoda; Insecta; Orthoptera; Acrididae. Gene Ontology annotation, molecular function: phosphatidylinositol bisphosphate binding. The coding region runs from base 153 to 998 and encodes 281 amino acids.
UCUGCAGUGUUAUCUCGCCAACAGUUUUUACAUUUUCAGUUUGUCCGAUGCGCUCCUGCGUGGCAAGAUUAUUCAGAUGUUGUGUGGCGCUGCUGACUGUACCGACCGCAUAGCGCUGCGAUAGCCCAGCACGUGUGACUCCGGAAAAGAAAAUGUCCUCUGCUUAUGCAUCUCUAGACAAUAACUGGAAGUUACGUGCCCAAAAUGAAGUACUGGAAGAUCCUGACAAAGUUGUGGACAAUAUUUCAACUCUGAAGAACCUUCUUCGAGAUGAGCCUGAAUUGUACCCAAGGACUGAUGACACAUUUCUUCUUGCAUUUUUAAGGGCAAGGAAACAUGAUGUUAAUGAAGCAUUUACACUGCUGAAGAGAUUCUACGAAGUAAAGAAGAAUUAUCCAGUACACUUUGAAGAUUGUCUCCCAACAGAGAAAGGAUAUAUUUAUGAUAUAGAAGGACUGACUGUCCUAGAUCAAUGUGAUAAUGAUGAACGAAUUGUCAUUGUGUUAAGGGUUGAGAAAGCUGAUUUGAAGAAAGUGACAAUAGAAAACUUAUUUCAACAACUAUCAACAACACUUUCCUUUUUUCUUGAGGACCAACGUGUGCAGAUUUCUGGGAUAAGUAUUAUCAUGGAUCUAAAAGGAUUUGGAUUUAAGCAUCUGUUUGCUCUCACACCUUCAUCUGCACUGUUGUUAACAAGAUUAUUUCAGGAUUGUUUUCCCAUCAGGCUUAAAGCUAUCCAUGUGGUGAAUGAGCCUAUUUUUAUUGGUUCGCUAUUUUCUUUAUUCAAACCAUUCAUAAAGGAAAAACUGAGGAAACGUAUUCAUUUUCAUGGUACUAAUUUGUCCUCACUGCAUGCUUGUUUACCAUAUGAAAUUUUACCACGCCAGUUGGGAGGAAUGGUGCCUGACUUCAAUUUCACUACAUUCAGAAGGAUUUUUGAAGAAAAUGAAGAUGUAAUUAGAGGAUGGAGGAAGUUUGGUUACAACAAAACACUAUAAAAUUAUAUCGUGAAGUAGUAAGUUGUGCCAUUUCCAUGAAGGCAAAAGCAAUACGAAGACGUUAUCAACAAUAUCUCACAAGCAAUAGCUGCCAAUGAAACCCCGUUGCUUGGAUUUUCACUGGAUUUCCAUCUGCUGAGAAUGCUUACUGCAAACACACACACACACACACACACACACACACACACACAUUGCUGACUAUUAGCUCAAAAACUAAAAACUAAUAACACAACAUUCAUAUGCAAUGUCUGCUACCUUGUGUUCCCUUCCAUUCCCUCUGGUAUAAAUGAUUCUAGCCAUAUACAAGUGAAUGGUAGUGGAUUUUCUGCAAAUGCUCAUUCACAUGUGUUUGCUUCCAUUUGCUCCAUUGUAAACCAGGCUUUAGGUGCUUAGAAUUGGUGUCUGUGAACUCUGGAUAAUUCCGCUACACGGCACUGCGUGAAUUCGCCGAGUCGCGUGCUAGGUGGGCAGGGCUGUACAAACCGCUGUUAUAAGCUGUUCUUCGUGUGGUAAAAAUGUGUAACUUCAACAUUUCUUACAAAAUACCAGCAGUGCCUCUUAGCAGCUAAAAUUUUGACAGUUCAUUUCUUUUGUUAUCUUCUUCCUGUGUAAAAAUUUUCAGGAUAUGUUUCAACAUGUCUUAUUUGACCAUACCUGUGAUAGUCCAUAGCUGCCAUGAUGCCUGUAAUUAACUGUGAAACUUUGCUAUGCAGUGAGGAUCAUUUUGCACAAUGAGUGCACUGUUCUUGGCAGAGUUACAAAACAGCACAGGGAAGGAAGACUGUAAAAGUGUCUCAGUUUGUAUGGAAGCGUGACAUGCAUGGAGAUCAUGCACUUUACACAGAAUUGCACCUCCAUCUCUCCUUAACACUGGUCCAAAAGUUUCCUUGUAUAUCGGCUGCCAUUUUUCCCUGCUUCUCAUUACCAUUGAGGGGAAACUUAUGUACAGGAGACUAAUUACCGGCGUCGAGCAUCAUCUCAAGAGGUGACACAGCUAGUGUGUAAGGUCUAAUGGUCAUAUCCUUUGACUUUUUUUUCUAAAACAAAAAUGGUCCAGUGGCAAAGCAUGAUCCAGUAAGCAUGGGAUCAAAUCCUGUUCAGACCACAACUUUUCACUAUGAUUUUUAACUGAGAAUUCACUUCUCACAGAUGUUGGAGUGGCUACAAAAAACGUGUGGUUUGGGUUCCACUUUAAACUGCAGGUCUCCAUUUUAUGAUUAGACAUCUGGGGAAGUUUAGGGUGUAAGUAGCUGCAGUGGCAUCCAGUUGAAAGAUGUGCAAGAGGCAUAAUGGGUACACCAAACAGAAUUCUCUUUUGCUUGUGGUUGUUAGCUUGUUUGCUCUGGUGAAUAACUGGCUUAAACUGUACACACAUUUUUUUGAAUAACUUCAUAUCAACAGUUCAAUUCUUGCACAUGUAAUUCUGCCAAAAGUAGCUAACAGAGAAAAUAAAAUCAAGGCAGUGUUUGAUGUCAAAGGUGACUUACAUCAAUAAGGACUUAUAAUUUGUUGAAAUGAAAUGUGUCUUGCAGUACUACAUUUUAUAACAAUUCCUGUAGGCCAUUCCUUAUAAUAAUGUUUGAAUGCUGUACAUUUGACUAUCAGUGAAACAGGUCUUUGUUUAUUCCCUGCAGUUGUCACAAAAAUGCGAAGUGUCUAGUGAAUGACAAAAACAAACAUUUUCCUUGCACCAGGCACACCAGAUAAAGGAAAAAGUGAUGCAAUCAGGCACUUCGCAGUAAACACUAGUUUUAUUUAGACAAAACUGGGAUGGAGUCAUAAAUGGGCCCAGCCAUUGUUCUGCAUAUUGCGCUGCAUACUACGUAUACUUGAUCAAAUUCGUAAAGCGUGGCAAAGAAAACCGGUAACGCACAAAUGACUGGAGCAUAAAAACACUGUUCAGCUGGUAAACAUGAAAUCAGAGAGAGGUAUCGGAAAUUAAGUUGUCCGAUAAUUUCCUGAAAAAUGCUUUCCACUGUCAAAAAAAAUUCUUUAUCAAGAAGUUGAAUCGCAUUAAUAGUUCCAGGCAGAAUCCACAUUACAUCUACAGAUGUUUUGUUGUCAUUCACAAAAACCAAGAAUCCAACAAAAGCAAUGAAUUAGUUUCUGCAGCUGGUAGGAAUACGUUUUGAAUAAAAUGUUGAAAAUUAUUCUUUCCCAUUUUUCCAGAUUUUGAUAUGUUGAUUAUAAGAUUUUUGCAACUAACCAGUCCAUUUUCUAUUUUUGGUCCUAAUUUGCCUUGUGGUUCUUGAAGACUGAUAUACAGCUGCAGAAACACUAAAUCACUCAUACUUAUCACUGGCAUUAUCAUAUGUGAAUGUAUCAUUGCUUUCAUUGAUUGUACAACUGACUCUGAAAUGAUAAAGUGCAGUGUGCACAUAGUUCUUUCACAAAACCUGACUGACCAGCAUGAUAAACAUCAGUUGCGGGGAUAAAAGUUUCAUCUUUACAUCGGCUACAAAUUUCUCUAUAGCAUUGUCUAUCACUGGCAGCUGCUCUACACAUUUACAUGACAUAAAUUUGGUAAAUUGGUGACUUCCUAUCCUGUACAAUUUCUUGAACCUGUGUAGCGAGGUCGACGAAGCCGGAAAAUUAGCAAUGUUCAUGUCAGAUGCAAUUCGGAGGGCCCAGUGUCAUAGGUCUUGAUUGGUAAUGGUACAUAGCCUCUAACGAGCAGUUCUAAAUCUUUUGAACAGUUUUUGAUUCAGAUGGUUUCAGGUUUCUGUUUGUUGCGUAUUUCUUACUUCAUGUAAUUCGUUCCUCCAUGUGCACAGUUCAUGAAAUGAAAACUCUUUUGCACUUCAAUCAUUUUUUCCCUUCUUCAUUUAACCAUUAUUCCACUGCCUUUCCUUUGUCGCUGAAAGCUGUUGCAGUACGUAUUUUUUUAAGGCUUGGAUGGUAUUCUUCUUCAGAAGUGUUACUGGCACAACUAACAUCGUCUGAACCACAGUUCAUGGAAUCAUCACAGUUAUUUCCUAUCUCUUAUUGCGUAUCCACAGUUUCAAACAAAAUGUUGAUAUGAUUCGAAUGAAUGUCCAGGCAAUCAACUAACAAAUGAUACUUAUAUACAUCCUGAGGAGAAGUAAGUGAUUUCAGCUGGAAACCAUAUUCUUCAUAUUUCAUCAUUGCUAAAUUGAGAAUAUUAAUUGGAUUCCACAUUUCUGUGAAAGGGGAAGAAAACAAAGGUACUAUUAGCAGGCAUGCCUUAGGAAAGCACAAUAAAUAUUAAUUCAGCUUUAUCUGUAUUCUCAAUACUUACAAAUACUGCAAAAAGCAGAGAAGUCACUUGAGUGGCUAAUUCAAGAGAACAGCAACUGUGUACUGUAGUGUCAGAGUAACUAUCAAUGAACAAUAAUCUGAAAUGUUCUUUACAAAUUAUGAUCGAGUUGUGUCAUUUCCCCUGUUUACAAAUGUACCACCAACUUCAGCUGUGUGUGUGUCUAGUUACACAUGUGCAGUUGCUGCAGCACCAGUAGGGGUGUACGUUUCCACUGCCACCAUGUUUUAUUGGACUAUUCCCUUGUAAGAGAAGAUUACUGCAGAGUACCUAAAUUCCAUCAUGUCUGAUGUUUUACCAAUGGUAAUGGCUUCUUCCUAGGCUAAAAGUCUUCAUUACAAGGCCAGAAUCAUACUACAGUGGUGAGAGGAGAAUGACAGUGAACUUAUGUUGAUGUUUUGGAUACCAUAUUCACCUGAUGUGUAUGCAGUAGAACAUAUCAGGGACACAAUUGGCUGCUAGUUCCACACCCACCAUCCACAGGCAUAUAAUUUAUGGGAAUUGUGGUGAUUUGUGCAUAGAUAUCUGGUGCCACAUACCUCUGGAAACCUUCCAAUAACUUGUUGAAUCCCUACAAUGCAGAAUGACAGCAACUAGUUUGAGGAAUCAAAAACAGUUUCUGACCAAUGAUACCCACAAAAGAGAAAGUAUUUUACAGUGUGAUAAAUUAUACUCAAUUUUUGUGUGAAUACAGCUGUUCUAGUCACAUGUGAAUAAAAUUUAGCCAUGUAUCCUUCUCUCAAAGUAUUUUGUAUUAUAUGCUCUUCUGUGAAAUAAACACUUGAUACUUAGAGAAAA